AUGGUUCUAAAACAGCAAAGUAUCUGGCAAAUUCAAGUGAAGGUGAACAACUCAUGGAUGUGGAAACAACUUCUCAAGGUGAGAGAUACUCUCAUAAGUAAAUUUGGGAAUGUUUAUAACUUGCAUAAUGCAAUUAACAAAUGCUGUUCUGGAGGCAAAAUCAUUAUAUCUUCUAUCUACAAAGAAAUAGCACAGCAUUCUCCUAAAGUUCAAUGGUCAGACACUGUCUGGGACAGUUGGAAUUUCCCAAAGCACUCUUUUAUUCUUUGGCUAGUUUUUCAUGCAAAGCUAUUAACUCAAGACAGAUUAUGUCAUUUGGGAAUUCUGGAAACAAAUGUAUGUGUAUUAUGUUCAAAUCAGAGCAAUGAAAACUGUCAGCAUCUCCUAUUUGAAUGCCAAUAUUUUGUUGAGGUGUGGAACAACAUGAUGAACUGGCUGGAUUACAAAUGGAGGUCAUGUAGAUGGGAAAGUAUCACUGACUGGUAUAGCAACAGGCUAAGAGGGAAGGGGUUCAUGAAGAAAUUGAAGAGACUUGCUCUAUCUGCUACAGUGUAUGCAAUUUGGACUGAGAGAAAUUUGCGGAUCUUCCAGCAAAAGUCUAGAGCUCCUGCAGUUCUUUUUCACAAUAUAAAGAUCUCUAUACUUUCAAAAAUCUUGAAUGACAAUAUACCUGGUUAUAUAAAAGAGGAAAUUGUGAAAUUGUAA
Messenger RNA from Asparagus officinalis (garden asparagus), 705 nucleotides. RefSeq lists its product as uncharacterized. NCBI's taxonomy places the organism in Eukaryota, Viridiplantae, Streptophyta, Magnoliopsida, Asparagales, Asparagaceae. The record is from RefSeq and is a predicted model, not a curated record. Bases 1 to 705 code for a protein of 234 amino acids. The transcript has a single exon.